CUGGGCGUAUAAAGCGGCGCCGAGAGCGUGAAACAAAGCAGACCGAUCGGAAUUGGACUUGGGAAGAGAGGCGCGGAGUCAGGCAGAAAACUUGUUGGAGAGGAGUAAAGAGCCGCUGCCGCUCCUCCUCCACUCGGCUGUGCUUAAAGGGGUUCCCUCCGGCCUUGCGAUUUAUUUUUAUAUCUGCUUUUUAUAGAGAGAACUAUAUAUAUAUAUUUUUUCUUCUAAAGAGACAAUUCCUGUUCCAAGAGAAAAUAAGGCAACAUCAAUGAAGGAGAGAAGAGCCAGCCAGAAAUUAUCCAGUAAAUCUAUCAUGGAUCCUAAUCAGAACGUGAAAUGCAAGAUAGUAGUAGUGGGCGACAGCCAGUGUGGGAAAACCGCGCUGCUCCACGUCUUCGCAAAGGACUGCUUCCCCGAAAAUUACGUCCCUACGGUGUUUGAGAAUUACACUGCCAGUUUUGAAAUCGACACACAAAGAAUAGAGUUGAGCCUGUGGGACACUUCAGGUUCUCCUUACUAUGACAACGUCCGUCCACUCUCUUACCCAGAUUCUGAUGCAGUGCUCAUUUGCUUUGACAUCAGUAGACCAGAGACUCUGGACAGUGUCUUAAAAAAGUGGAAAGGUGAAAUCCAGGAGUUUUGUCCCAAUACCAAGAUGCUGUUGGUGGGCUGCAAGUCUGAUUUACGGACAGAUGUCAGCACACUAGUGGAACUCUCAAAUCACAGGCAGACUCCUGUGUCAUAUGAUCAGGGGGCAAAUAUGGCCAAGCAGAUCGGAGCAGCCACUUACAUAGAAUGCUCAGCUUUACAGUCAGAAAACAGCGUCAGAGACAUUUUUCACGUCGCCACCUUGGCGUGUGUUAAUAAGACAAAUAAAAACGUUAAGCGGAACAAAUCGCAGAGGGCCACAAAGCGGAUUUCGCACAUGCCUAGCAGACCAGAACUCUCAGCAGUUGCUACGGACUUACGGAAGGACAAAGCGAAGAGCUGUACUGUGAUGUGAGGCUUCGCCGUCUAUAAGGAGGACGCGGGAAUAUCUGGUGUUUAAAAAAAAAUAAUUCAAAUUAAAAAUUUUAAAAAAGCAGGAUCAAACCGGAAAGAUGGAGUCAAAUGAAGUGCACAGCCAAAGUCACAUAGACACAGGCUUAGGAGGCCCUUGAAAGGAUACCCACUUUUCGGAAUCCUGUCCUUUAGUUUCGGCAUGUAGACCGAGUGGUGAGAAGCGAAUGCGUUGAAAAGCUUUGUGUGACAAGAAGUGUGACUUGAAAAAUCCGCCAAAAAACAAAGGGAGCUACGAACGGGCAAGCGUUAGAGAAGUGGGGGUCGCCAGUACCUCCGAGAAGAACAUCCACGCUCCGAAUGGUGCUUGAGUAUUUUCGGUUUUGUGUUUGUGGUUUUGUUACAACCUAUUCGUGGAUCUCUACUUUUUGAUUUCGUUUUUUUUCAAUGUUUUAAUCCCUUUUCCCAAAAAGUAUAUAUUAGUAGACCGUCCUCGUUGGGGAACUCGCACUGUGACCUUAGCGUUUAGUUUUUCUAGAGGAUGCGAUCUAAUUUCUUCCUAGCUCAUCAUUAAAAUGGAAAUUGUACUGGGACCCGGUGGGAUUCGAGAGGAAAACUUGACGCGGCUUUGAAAUCUUGACUUCCUGAAGGUCGCUGCUGAGCAAGAUGGUUUGAAAGCAAGCCUUCCGCGGCCUUACAAGAUGCAUAGACCAGCACUACAGUGAUUGCGUAGAUCAACUAGAACAGAGUGUUGCUUUUUAUUCUGUCUGAUGGUUCUGUUCAUCCUUGUGAUUGUCCUUAACAAGUGGUAAAUUGUUCAGUGUAAUAUUUUUUGUGCGCUGUUUAGAAAAGUGUGUGUGGCUUUUGUUUUUCUUUUUGCCAUCGUUGAUGAAAACGAGAAGUCAAAUAAAAAAUGUGAUCGUC
Molecule: messenger RNA, 1923 nt
Organism: Mus pahari (shrew mouse)
Lineage: Eukaryota; Metazoa; Chordata; Mammalia; Rodentia; Muridae
Gene: Rnd3
Product: Rho family GTPase 3
Exons: 5
Coding region: 269-1003 (244 amino acids)
Biological process (GO): small GTPase-mediated signal transduction
Molecular function (GO): GTP binding; GTPase activity
Source: RefSeq, a predicted model, not a curated record